Molecule: messenger RNA, 4068 nt
Organism: Rhopilema esculentum
Lineage: Eukaryota; Metazoa; Cnidaria; Scyphozoa; Rhizostomeae; Rhizostomatidae
Source: RefSeq, a predicted model, not a curated record
UGUUCCUGUAUAUCUUUCAUAAAAAACUUCGUCUUAAUUUUUCAGAAAAAUAUCGUUGAAGAUGACUGUGAAAUGUAUAAAAGAGGCCGUGGAAAAUUUUCGUAGCGCCACAGAAUUGACAAUUCAUAGUUUCUAUACUGUUGUAGUGCUUAGGACAGUGUCGAGUUAAGUCAGCUUGUUGAGUGUAAGUCACCUUGAGAAGAGCUACCACCUUAAGAUCAGGGAUAAACAAACAUGGCGAUCUCGUUGGAAACGGUAGUUGCUCUUUUGCCGGUAGCGUUUUAAAUGACAACCUCUAGAGCUUAAAGUUUUAAAAGCUGUCGUGCUGACGUGAAAGUUAAUGUGCAUCAUGGAAGCAAGAAUAGUUGACCCUUAUACUACACGAUACGUGAGCCUUGGCUCAGGCCCGCGAGAAAGAGCAUCGGCUUGUGGCUGCAAUUACAGGACAAAGACACCAAAGAAAAUAGGGUCCUGCUACACACACCUAAAUUCUGACCCAGUGUUGAUUUCACAUGACAGGCAGCAGAAAGGCUUGGCUGAAAAAAAGGAGAUUUCACCUUUGGUGAAACAAUUAAACAGAGAGCCAUUCCAAAUACCACCAGGGAAAGGAAGACUGAAAAGAAGACCUUACUCUGCAAUGACACAAUCUCAGUUGGAUUCGUAUUAUGAACAGUCUCCUUUUGUCAAUCGAUUGAUAGCAGUAAAAGGACAGAACAUAAGCUACCAGGAAAGACCAGUUGCUAGAAGAAUAUCAGAGAGCUCCAUGAUUGAUCAAGCGAUUGACAGUGUACAGCAAGCAACAUACGCAGAGUUAUCAAGAUUAGCGUCUUCUCCAUUAAGUCGAAUCGAAGUUCCGAUCCCACCGUGUCCAUCUCCCGAGGAGCUUGUUGAAGAUUGCGAAGCCGAAAGUAGUAAUAAACUUGACAGGAAAGUUAGAGAGUUCUCAGAUGAAGUUGGCAUAACUUUAGAAUCCGAAUCUGCGAUGACCGAGAAAACUGAUAGUGGUAACUCGAAUGUACAUGAAGACAUAACCAGAGCUUCUUUAAACCACAUUGCACAUGUAGACAUAAAUGACUUAGGGCUGGAAAAAGAUGCAGAAAUGAUGAACUAUCCAACAAAAACUCAUUCUAAAAGAGCUGUUUUAGCCUGGGGAAAGAAAUUAGAAAUUGCAGUUCCAACUGGGAAGGAAAGUGAAAUUUCAGAUACUGAUGAAGAUUUUCCAGCGCAAGUUGCUCGGAAGGGUGAACAUUUUGACGAAACUGAGACGGUCUCUUCUACUGGUGCAAGUAGAAAGAAAUUACCUAUGUCUAAAAAUAAUUUCAAGCUGAAACAAGAACCUCGAAAAGUUGAAAAGAAAAGACCCUUCUCAGCAUCAACUGUCAAUUAUUCGGCUCUCAGAAGUAAAAGUAUAGAGUUUCUGUCGGAAGAAGAAAUAUCAAAAGCAAAAUUGUAUAUAUCAGAGAGAACACUAGAAACACUUUUGUAUAUGGAUUUUCUUAAAGAAAAAGACAAAUUAAAGAAAGAUGAUUGCGAGAGAGAUAUAGAACUGUUAGGAAAGCAACUUUCCAAUUCCUGUCACUUAAAAGAAGAAAAAGAAAAGCGGAAGAAUGAAAUACCCCCUGAAAUGCAGGUAUUCUCGAUAGCACAUAUGAUAAGGGCUAGAAAAGAACGUCCUGAUUCUGGUAUGAGGAAAAACAACGGAAACAGAAUUUUUGCUAAAGGGCAGGAGGCAGUUGGUGUUCGUGGAGCACGGAAUGAUGAGAAGCGACCAGCACGCGGCAAUAGUGCCAAUUGUGCAAAAAGAAUACUUCUCAAAGCUGAUAAAGAGAUUAUCGAGCUUAAAAAAGAAAGGCAAGAAGAUGUUUCUAUGAUAUGGAGAAGUAUUUCGGGGAUAGACCUAAAGUGUAAACAAGAUAAAACCGAGAAUGCUCCCGUGGACGAGGCUGAUAUAGCUACUGGGGAAAUCUCAGGGAUUGAGUCCAGGGAAAUGAAAAAAGCUGGAAAUGAUGGAUUGAAUACAGAGGGUGACAAAAUACCUGAUAAUAGAAACUUGAAGUUAUUACCGGAGAGGAAAACAAGAGAAACGUUAGUGGAUGCCGUAGUAUCAUCCGAUUCUGAGAAAACCUCAGGCAAACGGAUCUCGGGAGACAAUGGAACAGACACCUGCUUGGCAAAAGAAAGAAGCAACAAAUCAAGAACGCACAUUACAUUUUGCAAAGAAGAAAAGAAACAGCGGAUUUUGAGACCUACAAGUGCCGUUAUUCAAAGACAGCUACGGUCCAGAUCUUUAAAAAACAUAACCUCUGCAAGUUUGCAAGAUCCAGCCGGUAAAGCAAGGCCGGAAUCUUCUCCGCCGCUAUCGACUGAAGCGAGGCGAUCGAUGUUGAAAAGGAGACAAGUAUCUGCUAGCCAAGUACGCAAUAAAGCCAAUGAAAACAAAAAAGGGUUGAAUACAAAAGUAAUCUCAUCAGAGAGCUUAGAUCUGAAGCCAACUAAUCAACAGAUUUUCCUGACGUCAAAAGUGGAAGAAAAGGCAAUACCAAAGAGGCCGAAAAGUGGCGAGAAAAUUAACACUCAAAGGAAGAAAGUCGUUCCAAAAAGACCAAUAUCUGCACCUUCCAGACCUCUGCAAAGACCGGGUAAUGUCAACGGAAUGGAUAUAAUACAGGAAGAGCAAAAAAUCAGUGACGAGUGCACAAAGGUACUAGAAGCUUGCCAGAAAAAUGGUAUUAUUAUAUCGAUCGACACACUUAGAAGAGCGUUGAUGCCUCCCUGUGAAACAGCCAAGCCUUACAGCCGACAGAAUCUACCACAUCCCUCAAGGUUACUUACCACAACAUGGAGUAGCGACAAGCAGUGAAGUUUUCAAGUCUCAAAUUAGAAAAUUAGAUUCUGAACUGCCAAUGGCUUUUUAUGACAUCACAAAGAUCACGUUUUAGCUUUCAUGGUUGGAAAGCAGUUGCAUUUAAAACAUUUAUAGUUUUUACAAUCUUGGUAAAAGGAUUUGAAAUUCCUAUUUAACGAAUGUUGUUGCAAACGAAGUGUUGCAUUUCUGCUUUCAAAAAGAACUUGUCCUUCACAACAGUUACUGUUCAGUAAGUUCUCACCUCACAAAGAAACCGGUCUAAAUGUUUUUCGUUUUGUUAAAGUUUUGAAUUAUUUUUUGUAUAUUAUAUAUUUCUUUGUGAGCUACGUAGAAAUUCUCUAAUAGCAACUUAGCUAAUGAUUCAUAUUUCAUUUUAUGAAGGUAAUGGUUUGCAUACUGCAUACGAAAUUUUAUUGAUUUUCAUUGUUUUCAGUAUUUUCAGUGAGUUAAGGUCAAGAGUUAUGCUAUCAGGAAUGAUGCUUUCCUCGUUUAUAAUGCGUGUAAAAUCAUUUCGCUCUCACCGUUUCGCAUACAACACAAUAGCGAUACGACACAAUGCUCCACAACACGAUGUGCACGCAACACAAUACGCAAUAAGAAAGCAGAAAAACGAAAAAUUGCAACAAUGCACAUUGUGGCACCAGCGCAAUGAGAAUCAAGCACUGAGAGGUGUAACAAUGAACUUAGACCACAAAAAAUGCAACGAUAUAAAAACAAAAGUACAUUAAGAAAGUACCGCAAUUCGAUGCAAGGGGAAAAGGGGAAGCUCAAAACAUGCUGUUUUUUUUUCAUUUUAAAUCGAUCAGCCUGGUCUGCCUCUGUUGAGGAAUUCAUGUUUGUGGGCACCUAUUUGUUUGCUGCAAAAAACUUUCCCAUCAUUUUAAAUUCUUUACGUCCUUAUUUUUCCUUUUAUCAUUUGAAGCUGCGCACUUUAAACUUUGAAAAUGUGCAGCAAUUAGCAUUUAAUUAUAAUAUACCAAAUUUUCUAUUAACUUUCUGGCAAAAUUUGUCGUUGUCAGCUUUCCUUUGUUAAAAAACUAAAUUGUCAACAGUUUUAGGCGUGUCAACAGCUAUGGUUUUCAAUCAAAUUAAAGCGUACAUGAAUUUGUUUUCAAUAGGAAAUAGUUUUAGACAUCUGGAAGUUUUGAAUUGCUUCUCAUUUCUAAUUUAUACUUUCAAACGAUAUUAGUCAAACUGUCUGA